CAUACUCACAACUUUAACAAGAUGAACAGCUUGGUAAUUUUCUUCUCCGUUGCUCUUUCUAUGGUGAGCGCUGCUACUGUAGUGAAUCCUGGUUUUGUUCAAUUGGGUCCUAUGGAGAACAAUGUACUAGUCAAAGGACCAUCCACUUCGACCAACGUUGCUGGUCCAGAUGGGAGUCUGAUCACCAGCAAUGCUGAUGCAGGAGCAGUUACAUCAUCGGCAACUUCAGGAUACGUACUUCAAACGCAACCGGUUCCUUUCUUGGUUCCCAAUCCCUUCAUUUGGCGUUUACCUUUCCCGUAUUUCUUCCCAAAUUUACCAUUCUUUAUUAAUAGACCUGGAGCCAUUAUUGACGGACCAUCCGGUACCAUUAUAGCAUCUCGUUGA
This is a messenger RNA of Agrilus planipennis (emerald ash borer), 387 nucleotides long. RefSeq lists its product as uncharacterized. The record is from RefSeq and is a predicted model, not a curated record. The transcript is spliced from 2 exons. Lineage: Eukaryota; Metazoa; Arthropoda; Insecta; Coleoptera; Buprestidae. The coding region runs from base 22 to 387 and encodes 121 amino acids.